Messenger RNA from Fusarium tjaetaba, 9135 nucleotides. Its product is annotated as insecticidal toxin complex. The record is from RefSeq and is a predicted model, not a curated record. The transcript is spliced from 9 exons. Gene Ontology annotation, cellular component: cytoplasm. The coding region runs from base 1 to 9135 and encodes 3044 amino acids. Lineage: Eukaryota; Fungi; Ascomycota; Sordariomycetes; Hypocreales; Nectriaceae.
AUGACUACCAGCAGCACGAUGCCGAAGAAAGAGUGGACUUACAGGUUUACUUGUAAUAUCGUGAAUGGCUCUUACGGUCAGACAUUGGUAGCCGACCUUAAAGGAGGAGGCGGCGAGUCUCCAGCAGUCUGGGCACUGUCCGAUACUGAUCGUUUCACCAGCCCCUACAAGAAAUGGGAGAUAUGGUCCCAUCCUCUUGAGCAAAGCACCAUAGUGCUCAUAUGGAACCGUGCCAGGCUCGGUAGACGGGUGAAUUGCUAUACUGGUUCUCAGUCCGAAGAGCAGUUCCAUUGGUACCUGGAGGGCGCAGACGUCAAGAACUACGAUCCUGCUACUCCCAUAAAAUUUCGAUCUGUAUCGCAUCCAGAUGCUUCUUUAAGUCUUGAGCGAAACGACCCUGGUCUUGAGACUGCUUUUGCUUGCCGGAAGUCAACACAUGAAUACUUCCAAUUGUUCCAUCUAUACAAAACCUUGACGGUCCAGACCUCCGCUACUUUGUGCUAUCUUGUAAAAAAGCCUACACGGUACGGAUUUGAAAACAACAGCAGCCGGCCUAUUGGUACCGCCCCCCUCACUCCAUCUUAUGGUACAUUAUCUAAGCAACCGGUUGCCGUGAAGAAUCGCAACCACCUUUGUUUGAUUGGAUGGAUUUCAGACGCUUUUGUCGUUAGCAAGAUGAAUCGCAAGCCUAGGUAUCAGCCAAGCGAUGCUGUGGCACCAAGCACCGGUGGCUCAACGGACAGUCCAUCAUCAUCUUCCCAAUCUACACCUCAUGGCAUAGUAUCGAAGGGGAAAGGCAAACAAACCGCACCGACAGGUCAAAGAGUGCCGGCUGUCAUUUCAUCCCCGGGCCUUCAGAAAGGCAUUGCAGGCGGCAGCCAUCGGCCAAUUGACCAAACUUUCAAGAUGAACCCAGUGAACGGUACAAUGUCUUUGACCAUACCAAUUCCAGUAACUGAGGGACGUGGUGGAUUUGGACCAAAGCUUGAACUCUCGUAUAAUUCGGGCUCAGGAAAUGGCUGCUUCGGAAUCGGCUGGCAACUGAACUUGAGUUCUAUCACACGCAUGACUUCCAAGCGUACUCCUAUGUACGAUGAGACUGACACUUUCUUGUUGAGCGGUGAGGACGAGUUGGUCCGUAUGGGGGACCCUGAACGCAUAGGCGAUGACUUUUCCGUCCAGUCGUAUCAACCUCGAGUCAUGGGAGAUCCUCUGAAGAUCGAACAAUGGAGCCGAUUGAGAGAUCCUUCUGAUGUCCAUUGGAGGACAAUUUCGGGUUCCAAUGUGACUUGCAUAUACGGCCAGUCAAGCCAAACGCGAAUAUCGCGUAGGGAUCAGUCUGGUUGCACGUGUAUCUUCUCUUGGCUGCUGUGCUCUUCAUAUGACUCUUUUGGGAAUUUGAUCACCUAUGAAUACAAGGAGGAAGACACGCAGGGUUUGGAUACUUUGUCGCCUGAAGCACGAUUGCAGGAACAAGGCCGAGCGACAGAAACAUCUGGGCGUGCAAAGUACUUGAAGGUGAUCAAAUACGGCAAUACACUCCCAAAUCGAGAUCUUAGUAGUUGGAAGCCACUCGAGUAUGACGGGCAAUACCACUUCCAAGUAGUUCAUGACUACGGAGACCAUGACCUCGACAACCCGGAUGUUCAGGCAGACUCACCCUGGUUAGUCAGACAAGACCGAUUCUCGACAGCUGCAGCCGGGUUCGAAGUACGCUGGCUGCGGCUGUGUCGCCGCAUUCUCAUGUUCCAUUACUUUCCGAAGGAGCUGUCGGAGAAGCAUUGUCUGUAUAACAUGCCGAUCGAUGUAUCCAAAGCCCAACUUGAACACAUGAAUACCGAUAACUUGCCAAAUUUGCCCGGUCCGGAUGGGCAUGAGUGGCAAUGGGUGGAUUUGCUAGGCGAGGGAGCGCCUGGUCUUCUUGAACAACGUCCCGACGGCUCUUGGAACUUCCGUAAGAACUAUAAUGUCAUCGAUGAUUCAUCAGCCCCGAGGUUCGAUUCAUCUAUGACCAUACCUGCACGACCGAACCGAAACUUGGGCAAAUCGGCUUACUUUGAGGAUUUGAAUCAAGACGGAAAGCUUGAACUAGUCUGUUUAGACGAUGUGAACAAGUUGGAAGGCUUCUACCACCAGCAUGAUGAGCAGUGGGUUGGCUUCACCACCUUCUCGUCGAUUCCAAAUCGAGAUACCACGGCAGUAUUCUUCAAACAGCUUGAUCUUACUGGAGAUGGCCUUGCGGAUCUUGUGGCCGUUGAUCCCGUGGACAGAGAAAUUAUAUGGCAAGAGAAUUUGGGCACAGUUGGAUUUGCUCCAUUGAGGCGCUCCGUCAACAGGACGGGUGUUCCACAGCUAAUGUCUGAUGAUCCUACGGUACAGGUCACUGUUGCUGAUAUGACAGGUGACGGUCGGCCAGAUAUCGUACAAGUCUCUUCAGGCUGUGUCACAUACUGGCAGAAUCUAUCACACGGGCAGUUCAGCGAGCCGAUUUGCAUGUAUAAUGCACCAAAGCUGGAAAGCGAUACCUCCAUUGCCGAAAGAAUACGCCUUGCUGAUAUCAACGGCUCGGGUACUAACGACCUGAUCUACAUGCCUGCCAGUGGCGGUCUGCACGUUUAUUUCAACCAAACAGGAAACGGCUGGAGUGACCCACAGAUUCUGGAGUCAUUUCCGCCGGUCAACCAACUGAGUAGCAUCUCUACGGUUGACCUCUUUGGCAAAGGAACCGCAUGUUUAUGCUGGAGCGGUAAAGUGUCAGGGUCAAAUUCAGCGCAGACUCUUUACUAUGUCGAUCUUGCCCCUGGACCCAAGCCCAACUGCUUAGCUUCAUACCGCAAUGGGAGAGGAUCUCGAGUAGAAGUCUCAUAUCGGUCCUCCAACUGGUAUUACCUGCGAGAUGAGCGAGCUGGAGCCUCGUGGUCUACAAGGAUAGGGUUCCCGGUCCAGUGCGUGAGCCAAGUCAGGAUCCUGGACGAUACAACUGGCCUUCUAAACACCAAGAGUUUCACUUAUCAUGAUGGCUACUACGAUGCUCAUGAUAGAGAGUUUAGAGGCUUCGGGAUGGUCGAAAAACUCGAAUCUAUCGUUUUCAACGUCGAUACUCCAUCAGAAUUCCGCCAACCAGCUAGGCUCACCAAAACUUGGUUCCAUACGGGAGCAGUGACACCAACUGUGUGCCGUCUAGAGCGAGCAUCUUCUGCAGCUCUAUUCGGAACUUACUGGUCCGUAGAGUCAGUCCAGCUCGAAGAUCGGCGCGACACCUGCCGGGCUCUCAAAGGAAUGCAACUUCGGGAAGAAAUCCUUGGCGAACAUGGAACUACACUUACAGAACAUGCCUACCAAGUUACGGAUACUGCUCACCAGGUGGUCCGGCUCUCGCCCAGGAAAGGCCCACUGCAGCCAGGCACAUAUCGUUGCGUUCCACGCGAGGUACUCAAGACUCAUAAUGAUCGGUCCCCGGAGUCACUGCCACGUUACAACCACGAACUCAUUCUGGAGACCAACAACUUCAAUGAUACACUGAAAUCAAUGGAGAUUUUCUAUGGGUGCUCACGCGGAGAGGUCAUGGAUCCUUCCCAGAAGGAAACUAUCUUGACUUACACGGAGAACGAAUAUUGCUUGCCUAUACUUGACAAAGGCAAUGGGAUCUUUGUGAAGCCAAUGCCGUCAGUCACUCGCAAAUAUCGGAUUGUUGGUCUGGACUGUUCAAGCGACAACAUACAAUCGGCUUUCACCAGGUUUACUAGCGGCAGCUUCCAAAUGUUGCGGCGUAUUCCCGAAGUUCCAUACACAGGUCAGAUGCUACCUCCAUAUUCUUCAGAAGCCCGAGUAAAGGUCGAAGAGAGACGGACCUUAUACCGCGAUCAGGAAUUGUCCCAAGAGGAUCCCUUACCUCUAGGGCAAUUCCAGGGCUACUCGGUGAUGCUUGGUACACUUGACCUGGCUGGAGGAGACAAAUGGUUUCAAGACCUGCUCAAGCACUAUUUGCCUGAGAAUUUGGGGCUGGAUAGUUUUAUGACUACAUACGGGUACAUCAAGACGACGGAGGAAGACGGUGCCGUGCUGUGGUGGCGCCCUUCUUCGCGUACUCUAUUUGAUCCUGAGGCAGAAAGUGAACUCGUCACGGCCAGAAGGUGCUUCUACACACCGACGAUCACCCAGGAUCCCUUUGGCAAUCGGAGUACAGUUCAGAUGGAUGACUACAACCUGCUGCCAAAGCUUUCUACUGAUGCGGUGGGAAACGCUACCAAGGUGGAUAUGAAUUACAGAUACAUGUCUCCAUUGUGUGUCGUUGAUCCAAACCGCAAUCGAACCACCUAUAGCUACGACCUGUUGGGUCGAGUCAUGGCAACAGCCCGAUCCGGGAAAGAGAACGAAUUGGUUGGUGAUAAUCUCAACACGACAAUCAAGCUACCCUCACAAGCUGAUAAAGAUGCUUUCUUUGCAUGCCCAACCCAAGAGGCUGCUUUUGAGCUUAUAGGUGGUGCCACUAGCUACCGCUUGUACUGCGACGCUCAAACCAAGCGUUCCAGUGACCUUUCGGAUACCUGUCCAACUGCCUUUAUCGACUUGAGUCGAAUGUAUCAUCAUGCUGAUGGGGCCAGUGCUAGUGAUAUUUCCAUAUUGAUCACCUACUUGGAUGGUAAUCUCGCUGAGCUGCAAACCACCAGCUUGGCUGACACAGGGAAAGGUGGAUAUAAAUGGAACAUUAGUGAAUGGAGCUUGCGGAAUAGCAAAGGAGACCCGGUUCGCACGUUUCAGCCGUGCUACUCCAAUUCGCAUGAGUUCGUUCGUUCUUCUGAAAGCCAGUCGAAAGUAACGUCCAUGAUCUACGAUCCCCUCAGCAGACUAGUUGGUACACUGUAUCCUGACCACGCGUACUCGAAAUUGAGAUAUGGGACUUGGACAACUACAAACUACGACAGAGGGGAUACAGUCUUGAUGGACCUCUCUGAGGACAAAGAUCUCAGUAUCUAUACCAACCUUCUCGCAAAGGAGAACUAUAGCCCCAGCUGGCACGCUAGCGCUUCGACCCAAGAGCUUUCACGCAGGGCUGUAGCGAAGGCUUCGGAGGUUUACAGUGAGACACCCGAUAAGACUUAUCUGGAUGCGCAAGAACGUCCGAUUCUCCAAAUCAGAGAUUGCAAAACUGCUAAGAUAAAGUCGCGGAGUGUUUACAGCCUAUCAGGGCAUUUGGCCCAAACAAUAGAUGGUAGCGGUCGUCUUGCUGAAAGCGUAACCUCUGACUUGCUAGGGCGUGGCAUACUCCAUCGAGGCAUGGAUACGGGAGCGGUCUUCACCUUUCCCGACUGUAUGGAACGCACUGUGAUUCUGAUAGAUGGCCGUAACUGGAAGCAACGAUCAGUCUAUGAUGCCGCAGGCAGGAAGACCCAUAUCUGGCUCUCACAGCACGAUGGAACCGAGUUCUUGGCAGAACUGACUCGCUAUGGUGAGUCUGUGGGCGGUGCCGAGUCUGUGAACUUGCGUGGAAAGGUAUUUGAGAUACGGGAUCAGUCAGGGAUCCAGACGAACAAGGUCCUGGACUUCAAAGGGAACUGUGUCGAGUCAACAAUCCAGUUCGUGACUGACUACAAAGGAUCGAUCGACUGGGGAGCUGAGAGCAAUCCGAAGCUAGACCCCGAGGUCUACACGGUUCGAAAGUCUUAUGAUGCCAUGGACAGAGUGGUCGAGACAUACGAUGCCGAAGGUGCAGUCACACGGCAUAUUUAUGGCAUUUAUGGACAGCUUGAUCGGGUUUCAUACGGAAGCAGAGGGCAGAAGGAUGACCCCUGGGAAGAUUACAUGAGUGACAUGAGGUACGCGGCUGAUGGACAACCAGAGCAGAUCCUAUAUGGAAAUGGUGUCUUGGCGACCUUUCGGUAUGACCCAGCUACCAGACUCAUGAUUCGCAAGAGACUCAUUCGCCAGAAUGACAGGAGGGUCAUGGAGGACACACAUUACUCACACGAUGUUAUGUAUCGGGUGAUUCAGUCCAAUGAUGCCGCCCAGCCAGUUUCCUACUUCAACAGCACCAUCGUUGAUGCAAGAUGCUCUUAUACUUACGACACUAUUGGUCGUCUCUCGUCGGCCCAAGGUCGCGAAGAUACUAAUACCAACGCACGAGGGAAGUCAUCUGUUGGAAUACCUAGCGACAGCACCCGAAUCUGCAGAUAUACGGAAGAGUAUCAGUAUGACGACGCUGAUAACAUCACCCAAGUGAAACACCACGCAGGUCCAAAAGGCCAGAUGUGGGUGCGGAGUUAUGCGUACGAGGAAAAGAGCUUGGUCAAGGAAGGCGAGGCGGGAAACAGGCUCAGCUACACUUCAAAGAGUGGUCAAACAGAGAAAUGGACCUACGGCGAUGGAACCAGCACGGGAUUUACGGGCAGUGUCAUUGCCGGUGGCGGGAUGCAUUCCAUGGACUGGGAUCCUUUCAGCCGUCUCAAGUCUUGCUCAAGGCAAAUCAAGAAGAGUGGUACACCAGAGACUACAUGGUAUGUGUAUAACAGUGAAGGUAGGAGGGUACGAAAGGUGACGGAGCGAUCAUCGUCUGGUUCAGAGGAUCUGAGAAAGCUCAAAGAAACUUUUUUCUUUUCCAAUCUGCACAUAUACAAGUGCAAGACUGGUGAUGAAUCUGGCUACAGCAAGGAUAAACGGUACCAUCUGAUACAUAGUACCGAACAGAAACUCGUGGCCAUUGCGGAAGAGGACAAAUCCUUGUCUUCAGCGUCUGCCCCUCUAGUCAGAUACCACAUGUCCGACAAGCUGGAGUUGGAUCAGUCGGGACUUGUCAUAACUUACGAGGAGUAUUCACCAUUUGGAUCAAGUUCCUUUUGUCUCCGACGAUCGAAACAAGAGGCAUCCCGCAAGUACAGAUUUUCUGCUUACGAGAGAGAUAAAGAGACGGGACUCUACUACUGCAACGCACGAUACUAUGCUCCGUGGCUUGGGCGUUGGAUUUCACCAGAUCCCCUUGGGACCAAGGAUGGGCUAAACUUGUACUGCUACUGCGGCAAUGAUCCGGUGAACUACGUCGAUCCCACCGGAACUAUGGGCACGGGCAUAAUGAAGGCAAUGCAAAUAGCAGCAGUUCCACUGCUGAAGAACGUUAUGAGAAUGGACGAAAACGCGAAAAUGAGCUCCAGGGUUCAGGCCUACCAGCAAUCCUGGCUAUCACAGUCGUCCAAGCCGCCUCGAGAUUCAUAUCCAGCUGUCAUGGAUGAUGUCAAGAUCAUAAAUGAGCAUGAAGAGCUAAACAACCUGAAGGAAUACAACGCGAUAAGGUUACAUGAAGUACAGAAACCGCUGCCAGGCAUGUCCCUAGAGCGGAUGAGGGAAUUAGAAACGUACACCCUGGAUCAGUACAUCACUGAGCUUGCCAAGGAAACUCUGAUCGCGGUAUACAAGAAGGGCGUCGGAGCUGCUACUUGCACAAUCGCUACACAGAUCGCCCUACUAGCCAUCCCCUUGCCUGCGCGGGCUGCGCUUGUUAUGUUCACCGGCGUUGUCGGUAAUGAACUCGCCGAGGUUGGGGCGAACAAGUUUCCUACUAUGACAUUUCGAGCAACGCGAAAAGCUGUAACCUUUCCCCUCAAAGCAAUAAACAUGGACGUGUUCGACUUCCCAAACUUUAGCGAUCGUGUCGAGGCGUUGAUGCGAAGCAAUCGUGUUCCUGGCCUCUCUGUUGCUGUUAUCCACGGUGAUAAGGUCAAGUCCGCGGGCUAUGGCUUCGCCUCAAUCAAGUCUCAAGAACCAUGCACUGCAGACACGCUGUUUGACAUCGCGUCUUCCUCAAAAUCGCUCACAGCGGCAGCAAUCGCUCUUUUGGUUGAGGAUGCCAACUUUUCGGAAGUUCAAUAUGGCUCAAUCAUGUCUGAACUGCUGCCCGACGACUUUGUCAUGUCGGAGGAACUGCACACCAAUACUGUCACUGUAGACGAUCUUUUGGGGCACCACACUGGCAUGCCUGGUGGUGUAGCCACGAUGAUUCAUACAUGGGAAUACGCGCUGCUACUGAGCGACAACGCGCGAUCAAUUACGCGAAAUCUGCGAAACUUCGCUGUCACAGCUCCACCACGGACACGCUACAUCUACUGCAACAUGAUGUACACUGUCUUGACUCAUCUCAUAGAAACCAAAAGCGGACAGUCUUUCAGCGAAUUCCCACAAGAGCGCACCUUUGAUCGUCUUGACAUGACGUCGAGCAGUCUGCAGCCCGAAGGCGCCAAAGCUAGAGGUCACUGUCAUCGUAUAGCAAAAGGGCAUAUUUGGGACAAGAAGUCCGCAUCAUAUCGCGAGUUUGAUGCAGUGAAUUGUCCAGAAGGCCAAGGCGCAGGGUCAUUAAUCUCGAGCGCCAACGAUUACAUCAAGUUUCUCAAUGCGCUUAUCGAUCGUAACGGGCCGAUAAGUCAGGCUGUGUACCAAGGAUUGACUCGACCGCGGUCUGAGCGAGGUGCAAACCAUCGCCAACGAAAGACGGGCAUUCAUCGUAUUCUCUACACAGCUGGUAUGGAUCUGUACUGGCAAGGCGAAUACGCGGUGUUUGGGCACAGCGGAGACAUUACAGGGUUUGGUAGUCGCUUUGUGUUUCUGCCAGAGCUCAAGUUUGGGGCAGUUAUAAUGGGCAAUUCUUCGGGAACCAACUCAGUAGCUGCACAACUAUUUCGCGAAUUGAUCGACGCGGCUAUCAAGUCUUAUACGGGGCCGCGGCCAUUGAGCGCAAUGUCCAACCCAGUGGUGCACACGGCGCCGCCAAAAGAACGCGAGAAACCGAAUUCAAAGUCGCAGAGUCACGCGGGUGAGAUGGUGAAGACCAACGCUGGCAGGGGAAAGGACCAAAAAGAAGACACUUCAACUAUAGUUGGAUCUAGUGCUACCUUGCAAAGAGAUGUGAAACUCGAAGAAUAUGCUGGCGACUAUUGGAACCCUGGUUAUCGCAACAUGAAAGUUGAGAUCAGAGAAAACGGGCUUUUCAUCGAUGCAACAGAUCGCUCGAUGGGCUUCACAGCGAGACUCAAACACAAGCGGGACCAGUCUGUAUACGAUGCGCAUGUACGAGACGCAUUUGAUACGGGUGACGAAGUCCUGAUGACCGAGUUCAUAAUUGAAACGGCAAGGUCGUGGGGAUGGGCAUAG